AUGUCGAACCCACCACCCAAUCAUCUCGGCCUUCCAAAAACACAAAAAGCCGUAGUCUGUCCGGGCCCCGGACAACCAUGGGAGCUAAUUGAUGACUUCCCUGUACCCACUCCAGGACCACACGAUGUCCUUAUCAAAGUUAUUGCUGUUGGAUUAUGUGGAGGAGAUGGCGUUUUGCGUACCGGUGGAAUGCCAGGGUUGAAUUACCCUGUAGUGGCAGGGCACGAGAUCGUAGGACGGGUGGCCGCACUCGGAAGUGACGUUGAACAGUUCAGCGGAACAUCAAUAUGGAAAUGGACCAUCGGACAGAGGGUCGGAGUUGGUUGGAAUGCAGGAAGGUGCCAAAAAUGUUAUUAUUGCAGAGCAGGGAACCCACAAGGGUGCGGGAUGGCCCAUGCAACGGCUCUUACUCGAGACGGCGGCCUCGCAGAGUACAUGGUAGCCCAUUUUACCGCUCUUGUCCCUUACCCCGAUGAACUUUCUCCGCUUCAAGCACCGCUCCUGUGCGCCGGAUUAACAUGCUUCAACUCCUUGCGUCAUACUCGUGCAAAACCAGGGGACAGUGCGCUAAUUAUAGGGUGCGGUGGCUUGGGGCAUGUGGCGAUUUCACUCACUCGCGCGAUGGGACUUCGACCUAUUGUUCUCUCGCGCACAGAGGCCAAGCGAAAAUACGCAAUGGAGCUUGGAGCAGAGGCGUUUAUUGCUAGUCAAGCUUGGCCUGCCACACAGGACGAGCCUGAAGAUCCUCUAACCAAAGAAAUCAUUAGAGUUGCUGAUAGUCCCUUUGGGUGCUCAGGUCCAGGGGGUGUCAAUAUUGUAUUGCAGACUGCGCCAGAAGAAGAGACGCUGAGGCGAGUAACAGGGGCGCUGGCAAUGGAUGCUGAAAUUAUAUUGCUUUCGGAGCCGGAUUCGAUGAAAAUCGAUUUACCUCUGAUGCCGUUCUUAAUCAAACGAGCCUCCAUACGCGGGUGGACGGCGGGUGUUCCAACUGAUGCACACGACACCCUUCGCUUUUGCGUACAGAGCGGUGUACGCUGCAUCGUUGAGACAACAACAAUGGAGAAUGCAGAAACCGCAUACACCAACAUGAGCAAGGCACUGUUCCGUACCGUCGUUGUCAUUGAUCCCUCUCAAGCAGGUAAAUAA
Rhizoctonia solani is the source of this 1146-nucleotide messenger RNA. RefSeq names its product alcohol dehydrogenase. Bases 1 to 1146 code for a protein of 381 amino acids. Gene Ontology annotation, molecular function: oxidoreductase activity; zinc ion binding. The transcript is spliced from 5 exons. NCBI's taxonomy places the organism in Eukaryota, Fungi, Basidiomycota, Agaricomycetes, Cantharellales, Ceratobasidiaceae. The record is from RefSeq and is a predicted model, not a curated record.